This is a messenger RNA of Fomitiporia mediterranea MF3/22, 2281 nucleotides long. Its product is annotated as glucose oxidase. The record is from RefSeq and is a predicted model, not a curated record. Bases 174 to 2024 code for a protein of 616 amino acids. The transcript has 5 exons. Gene Ontology annotation, molecular function: flavin adenine dinucleotide binding; oxidoreductase activity, acting on CH-OH group of donors. NCBI's taxonomy places the organism in Eukaryota, Fungi, Basidiomycota, Agaricomycetes, Hymenochaetales, Hymenochaetaceae.
UAGGGGAAACAACGGUCCGCAGCAAGAGCCAAUCGCAGAAACUCUGGUUAAGGACGGCUAUUCUUCUUACUGCUAGUCUUGGUCUAACAUGGAUUAAAGAGGCACAGAGCGAUAUAUAAGCCCCAGAAACUCGUUCAUGACCCUCAUCCCCUAGUACCCUUUGAGGUUCAAACAUGCUCGCUAAAUCUCUACUGUUAUCUAUCUAUCUACUUGCAUCGGCCUUGCUAUCACUGGGCAAGCGUGCAUUUGGUGUUACUUCGGAUCCGAAUACUGCUAACGAUCAAACCUUUGACUAUGUUAUUGUUGGAGGUGGUCUUGCGGGCCUCACUAUCGCUGGCCGCCUUACCGAAGAUCCUUCAACAACCGUCCUCGUUAUUGAAGCGGGAAAUGAUGACCGCAAAGACCCAAGGGUAUUUGAUCUAUUGGAAUAUGGUGCAGUAUUUGGGACAUCUCUAGACUGGGCCUGGGGCACCGACCAGAACAGGGUCAUUCGAGCAGGUAGAACGCUGGGUGGAUGUAGCUCCAUUAAUGGCGCUGUCAUCACUCGUGGCACGAAAGAGCAAUACGAUGCGUUCUCGAAAGUCCUCAGCGACGAGGAUCAAAGCUUGGAAUGGAACUUUGAUUCUCUGUUCUCAUAUAUGAAGAAGUCUGAAGGUUUCACUCGACCGGACAAGGUGCAGCGCGCAAAGGGUGCAGACGAUAUUGAUGCUUACCACGGUUUCAUUGGACCUGUUCAAGUCGCUUACGCGCAAGGAAUGUACGGCGGACCGGCACAACCUGCAUUUAUUGAUGCCGUCCGCAACAUAACUGGAAUUGCACGAUGUCGAGACGGGCUUGGUGGAAAUGACAAUUGUGUAAGCUACGUUCCCGAAUCGAUAAAUCCGAAAGACCACGAUCACCGUUCGUCGUCUGCACAAGCGUACCUUACUCCUGUCGAAAACGAGAGAACGAAUUGGCUUACGCUGAUCAACAACCGCGUGACCAAGGUGCUUCUUUCCGGAUCCACUCCUAACGUAAGGGCGACAGGUGUCCAGUUCAAGGAUUCGAACAAUACAGGGGAUACGUUCACCGUCCAUGCUCGUAAGGAAGUGAUUCUAUCCGCAGGUGCGAUUGCCUCCCCUCAGGUACUUCAGCUGUCUGGAAUUGGCGAUCCGUCUGUUCUCGUUCCACUUGGAAUUGAUGUGAGGGUCAAUCUACCAACCGUUGGGCGAAACUUCCAGGAACGAACAUUAAGCAAUAUCGCGCAUUCUACACAACCUUCUUUUGACGCAGGCGGCACAGGGCCCGACUUUACAAUUGCGUUCUUGAAUAUUCAUGAGCUCUUCUCUGAAGGAGCAGGCUCAAAUGGAAGUGUGACGGGUGACGACAUUGCUAGAUACGUCUUGACUCAAUAUCCGUCAUGGGCACAAAGUCAGGCAGUCAAUGGAUUGAAUGCUGAUGCGCUUACUACGAUAUUUGGCAUCCAAGCGGACCUGAUUGCAAAUCAUCAUGCUCCUAUUUGUGAAAUGUACCUUGGGAUCGGUACUUCCGGCGGCAUCAACACUACCAUGUGGAACAUACUUCCGUUCAGCCGCGGCAAUAUCACUAUUACGGAUACAAGUGUCUUCACAAAGCCGAAGGUUACGGUGAAUUAUUUCGAUGUCGAUUAUGACCUCGCCGUCCAGACAGCUGGAACCCGAGUUGGCCGGAAGGUGCUUAAUAAUCCAGCGUUCGCGUCCAUCUCAUCUGGAGAGACCGAUCCUGGAAUCGAUGUAGUUCCUGACGAUGGGAAUGGUGGUGCAGAUGAUGCAUGGCAUUCGUGGAUUCACGACGAAUUUUCGUCAGUGUUUCAUGAGAUUGGUUCUGCGGCGAUGAUGCGGCGAGAUCUGGGAGGAGUUGUGGAUGGCAAGCUUCGCGUCUAUGACACGGUGAACCUACGUGUCGUAGAUGCAAGUAUACUUCCUCUCCACAUUAGUGCCCAUCCAAGUGAGACGCUUUAUGGUGUCGCAGAGAAAGCAGCGGACAUCAUCAAGUCUGGCGUGUGAAAUGAGUCCUUGCAAUAAUCGCACAGACUAUAUGCCAUUCUUCUCAAUGUAUAAAGGUUAGUCAGCUGAAGGACAUCUGAUAUGUAAAUUCUGUUCAUGGUCUGGGAAUCCCUUACAAAUGACGUCAUGUAACUGUAUUACUUUUACUCUGUCUUGAACAUCUGACGGGUGGACGACGAAAUCCGAAAUUUCAAUCCGAUUGGGUUUGUCCUGUUGCCAAUUUUCUGAGCCUGCACUAGUCCUGCAGUACUUAUCGA